Molecule: messenger RNA, 1380 nt
Organism: Gastrolobium bilobum
Lineage: Eukaryota; Viridiplantae; Streptophyta; Magnoliopsida; Fabales; Fabaceae
Exons: 4
Coding region: 1-1380 (459 amino acids)
Molecular function (GO): catalytic activity
Source: RefSeq, a predicted model, not a curated record
AUGGAGACUGAAACUAAUUUUGCAGAGGCUCAGGUAGAAAAUGUUGUUAGCAAAAGUCAGACUGGGUUACUGAUUAAUGGUAAUGGUCUAAAGGACCUUGAUCAUCCUGAUUCAGUUAUGGGGGAGAAUGACAAGAGAGUUGCCUUACAAGAUGGAAUGGAAGUGGAGCAAUCUUUGAAUACAGAUAUGGAUAGUACCAUGCAAGAUUUCUCCAUGAAUAUCUUAACCUGGAACUGCAGAGGUGCUGCCAAGAAGCAAUUCAAGAGUACCUUCAGCAGGUUUCGAAGGAAGUUUGGGGUUGGGGUUGCUGCUAUAUUGGAGCCUAGAGUAAGUGGGAAUAAAGCUCUGAAUAUUAUUCGGAGAUUGGGGUUCUCAAACUUUAUUAUUUCUGAUGCUAUUGGGUAUUCGGGUGGUAUUUGGGUUGUUUGGGACCCGGGUGAUGUGAAUGUUACUCUUAUUAGGAAACAAAAUCAAUUCAUCCAUGUUUGGGUUGAAUUUCCUGGUAAGGCUGGUUUCUUUUGGACAGCAGUUUAUGCUAGUCCUCAAGAGGAAAAUAGAAGACUGUUGUGGGAAGAGCUUAAGCACAUUGGGAGGACUAUGAAUGAGCCUUGGAUGCUGACAGGUGAUUUCAAUGAAAUAGUUUCUGGUGCUGAGAAGAAAAGAGGAUGUCCAGUUGAUACCAAUAGAUGCAAGCUGUUUAGUGAGGUUCUGGAUGCUUGUGGGGUAAUGGACUUGGGAGGUGGUGGUUAUAGAUUUACUUGGAAAGGGCCUAAAUUCCCUUAUUUGGAUAGAGUUUACAAAAGGCUUGACAGAGCAGUUUCAAAUGAAUUGUGGAGAACUAGAUUUGAAGAUGCUGAUGCUCUGAAUCUUCCUAGGAUUUUUUCUGAUCACUGUCCAGUUUUGGUGAGAAUGGAAAAAGACUGGAAUAAAAAUGUCUUUGGAUUCAUCUUGCUUAGAAAGAAUAGGGUCCUUGCUCGAUUAGAAGGAAUUCAGAGGCAGAUGUGUUUCCAUAAUAGCUAUCAUUUGGAGGAUCUGGAAGCUAAGCUACUCAAAGAAUUAUCUGAGAUUCUGGACCAAGAAGAACAGAUUUGGCACCAGAAAUCUAGGGGGAGUGGAUUAAAGGGGGUGACAGAAACACAAGGCUCUAUCACACCAGAAGAUCUGAAUGACGCAGUAUGGCAUCAAUCUGUCUACUCAUGGCCAACUAUCAGUGAGGAGGAUAUGAGUCUGCUGUCUCUGGAUAUUUCGGUUGAGGAAGUCAGAAAGGCCUUUUUCCAAACGGCCCCUCUAAAAACUCCAGGAUUGGAUGGAUUUCCUGCUCUGUUCUAUCACAGGAAUUGGGAUUUGAUUAAAGAUCAAGUGUUCAACAUCAUGAAGUAG